Protopolystoma xenopodis is the source of this 1042-nucleotide messenger RNA. The record is from the annotation of a GenBank genome assembly. NCBI's taxonomy places the organism in Eukaryota, Metazoa, Platyhelminthes, Monogenea, Polystomatidea, Polystomatidae.
AUAUGAAAUCGAUAAUUUCGAAGAGAAGCGCAUCGGCGGCCUGACAAGCAGCAUCAUCCUGGAGUUCAUGAGGAAAGUCGGUAUGGAGGAGAUUGGACUCGCUCCCGCCCCUCUGCAAUUUGACAAGUUAUCUCGUGAAAAUGAAGAAACAGGACUUCUUAAUUUUAGCCACAUAGAUCCUUUACAGUUAAGUGAUGAUGAUUUAUAUGUGAAGCUAAAGCUUCGCAAGACAUUAAAAAAACAAUUGGAAUUCAUCCAGGUUCAGGAAAAAUAUAUAAAGAAUGAGCAAAAAAAUCUUAAAAAAGAAUAUUUGCAUGCUCAAGAAGAGGUUAAGCGCAUUAAAAGUGUGCCCCUCGUCAUUGGUCAAUUUUUAGAGGCAGUAGAUCAAAAUACUGGUAUUGUUGGUUCGACAACAGGCUCCAAUUAUUAUGUGAGGAUUUUGUCCACAAUUGACAGAGAGUUGCUCAAACCUAGCGCAAGCGUUGCAUUGCACAAGCACAGUAAUGCUUUGGUUGAUGUUCUGCCUCCAGAGGCUGACAGUAGCAUUACUAUGCUUCAACCAGAUGAAAAACCGGAUGUGUCGUAUGGAGACAUUGGUGGCAUGGACCUACAAAAGCAAGAAGUUCGCGAAGCUGUCGAAUUGCCUCUUACUCACUUUGAGUUAUACAAACAAAUUGGAAUUGAUCCUCCUAGGGGUGUCUUGAUGUUUGGCCCCCCAGGCUGUGGUAAAACUAUGCUAGCAAAAGCUGUUGCACAUCACACUACUGCAGCAUUCAUUCGAGUAGUUGGCUCCGAAUUUGUGCAAAAGUAUCUGGGUGAAGGGCCGCGCAUGGUACGUGAUGUUUUCCGAUUAGCCAAGGAAAACGCUCCAGCAAUUAUUUUCAUAGACGAAAUUGAUGCUAUCGCUACUAAGCGUUUUGAUGCACAAACAGGCGUUUCCGUCGCUAGGUAUACCCAUCCCCCUUUAAUGCAAUUGCCUAAAUUUGCAUUUAGUUGUGUAUAUAUGCCAAGCAAAAUUUUUUUUAAUUGUAAGAGACCUUAA